Molecule: messenger RNA, 1803 nt
Organism: Lodderomyces elongisporus
Lineage: Eukaryota; Fungi; Ascomycota; Pichiomycetes; Serinales; Debaryomycetaceae
Gene: FGR44
Product: Fgr44p
Exons: 1
Coding region: 1-1803 (600 amino acids)
Molecular function (GO): nucleic acid binding
Source: RefSeq, a predicted model, not a curated record
AUGUCGGAAAACAAUAACAUACCGAAAUCCAUCAUUACUGCAUUGACCAGGCACCAGGACCGACCUUUCAUAUUAUAUCUUGAGAAGGAUCUCAUCAAGUUUAUCAAGAAUUCCAUUUUGGGCAACAUCAAACAGCCAGAGUAUGUUAUACAAGCUCAAUACUUGAAAAAUUCAUACUAUAGGCUUUUGAGUCACCAGCUAUGCCAGUAUUACAAUUUACAACAUUGGAACAAUCAACAAAGCGAGAUUGUGGUUACUCCUAUACCGGACUAUGACUAUCAAUCAUUUAAGGAAUUACUAGACGAAGAUAAUGAAUCAAGUGAUUUUGUUAAAGUUGCCGACGUUGCAUCGCAAUAUCAAGCUGAGCAUUCACCUCCAUCCUCACCAACACAUGCGUCCAAUCAUUAUUCUCGUGGUAAUAAUUAUCAUAGUCAAAGUCAUAAUCCAAAUUAUAAUCAAAAUCAAAAUCAAAAUCACACUUCUAACCACAACCAUCACUCAAUGAACAAGCCGCAACAUUAUCAACAACAAAGAGCAUUUUCUCCACGAUAUCACUCGCAAUACAACAAUCCAUAUCAUUUGCAGCAAAUGAAUUACAAUGUGUACUCACCUAUCAAUAAUCAUGCAUUUAACCCUUCGAGGGGACCUCGCCCACAAAAUUUGUCAUCUGAAGGGUUGUUGGACAAUCUCAACAAUAAUGACAACAGCCACAACAGUACCAGUACCAGUACCACGACCAAUUCUAAACCCAAAUUCAUUGUGAAAAAAAUAAUAAACAAGCCUUCGCCACAAGCCCCAAGCGAAGAAACCAAAGAUGACGGAGUCAAGAGUCUUUCGGAAAGUCUUUCAAAUCUUAAUGUCGAUGUAUCUGCAACUGAGUUACCAGGUUCCGCCGAAUCGGAAUCUACGUCGGCGUCAGAAACUACCAAAUCUACUAUUGAAAGUCAACGUGCUUCCAAAGAAGCUCUUUAUAGGAAAUUACGAGAAGAAAUUUUCUUAAAAGAAGAUGAAGAUCAAAACGAUGAUGACGAUGAAGAGGAGGAGGAUGAUGAUGAAGAAGAGGAAGAAGAGGAAGAAGCUAACGAUGAAGAGGAGGAGGAUGAUGAUGAAGAAGAGGAAGAAGAGGAAGAAGCUAACGAUGAAGGGGAGGAUCUGGAGGUCGAAAGAAAAGAGAACGAAGACGAAUUUAAAAAUGGAGGGACAAUGUCACCCAGCGAGAUACAUGAGAAAACAGAAAAUUUUUCAAAAUCGAAACACCAGCGACAUGACGGGAAUUAUAGAGCGCAGUACAAACCCCGCCAGCCUCCUUAUAAUCGUCAGCAACUGCAAACAAACAUUGCUUCUCAAUCUAUGGGAUAUGGAUUUUAUCAAAACCAACACCACGUACAGAUGCAAAUACCCAUGCAAGCUCCAUACCAACAAAUUAUUGCACCAAAUGGUAUGCCGGGCUUAGUACCUCAAACUCCAGGCGGUGCUGUGCCUGUUUUUUUCAACCCAUAUUUUGCUGCUCAGCAACCAAUGGUUUCUCAAGCAUACGGCUAUCCUGCAGGGUAUCUCAACAUACCACCCCACUCGCAACUACCACCGAUACCACAACCGCCACCUCCAUACGAUAAAGAGACUGAAAGAAGACUUUUGAAUAAUCCGUACAUAAUUAUACCCGGAGACGAAAGACAACUGAAUGGCAAGACUGGAAAACCACAGCGUGGCAAAAGAAUGCCUCUGAAUUACAAAUCUCGGAAUGGUAGUGGAACUCUGGUGAACCAGAAUGGACAUGCAAAAGGAAGUAACCAGCACCUGUGA